Messenger RNA from Suillus paluster, 1149 nucleotides. RefSeq lists its product as uncharacterized. The coding region runs from base 1 to 1149 and encodes 382 amino acids. NCBI's taxonomy places the organism in Eukaryota, Fungi, Basidiomycota, Agaricomycetes, Boletales, Suillaceae. The record is from RefSeq and is a predicted model, not a curated record. The transcript has 8 exons.
AUGGUCAACAAUGCAUCGGUCAUCCUUUCUAUCGUAGAUCGCCUUAGCCCCGACUUUGCACAGAGAUCGGUGACAAGGACCCGAGUUUCCUCUGAUCCAUGCCUACCUGCACGUUUACCUACGACAGGCUUUCUGCAGCGAGAGGCCGAACAGAACGCACCAAAGGCGGUGUUGAGGCAGUUACGACGCAGUCCAUCACCACCUCUUAGUCCAACCACCGAGUGCCAUGAUGCGACAGAAGAUACCCCACCUCAUGCGGAGAGAAGGGACAGCGUCUCAUCAAAUCCAGAACAAUCUUCUCCGACACGGGCUUUGGCGGGCCUAUUUUCGAGAAGCCAACCCUCAGGGGGUUGGAAAGAGCCUCAACCGUUUGAAGUAUUUCGCGCUAUCGAGCGCAAGGAUAUCAUGUUUCUGAUGGAAGUUCGCGAUCGUGCUUUCCCUCUACUACUUCGCAAAACCGGGGAUGCUACUCCUCUCCUUCACGCUAUGCGCAUUGGACAGUCUCAUCGUGAUGUUGCCAUCCUGUUGCUGGGAGCUUUCUCACGUUGGAUCAAUCAUCUAGAGGAUAGCGAAAUUGGUCUACCACGAACAAGAGUAGUCCUCAAGGCUUUGCGAACAAACCUCAAGCUCGGCAUAGAUUAUGGUCUCUAUAAAUCUCAGAGCGAUCUCGUAGCAUCUUUUAUGCAAACACUGGUAAUGAGCGAGGGAGAAAAGUGGAUUCGUGCCCAAGUAUCAUCGGCGUCUCUUGCCUUGAGAUCUGGCAAUGCUGGAAAACCUGUUUCCACUGCUGAGGCGGCGGUGCGAAAGUUCGCUACCAAAGAACUAAGCAAAGCAGAUGCUAUUGCUGCCUUGGAGGAUUAUGUGGCAAAUGCUACGGUCGACCUUCUACUUCUUGGGGCAUGGGCGAUGGCAUUGGAAUCUAUCGAAGGGGAGCAGAUACCGUUCUAUUAUUUUGCACGAGAUGACAGAGUGUUCAAGGCUUUUACGGACAGAGUAAAUGCUCACCAAGCUGCCAUUCGUCGCGCACUGAGCCGGCGCCUGAAGUGGCAGUUCCGCGUGCUGCAGACUGUACUGGAAGGGAGAAAUACCACUUAUCGAAGAAAAGUGGAAAUUUUGAUCGAAGAAUUGGAUGACGGAGAUGGGUUGUAG